Messenger RNA from Polypterus senegalus (gray bichir), 1968 nucleotides. RefSeq names its product very-long-chain 3-oxoacyl-CoA reductase-like. The coding region runs from base 63 to 1028 and encodes 321 amino acids. The record is from RefSeq and is a predicted model, not a curated record. Lineage: Eukaryota; Metazoa; Chordata; Cladistia; Polypteriformes; Polypteridae. Gene Ontology annotation, molecular function: oxidoreductase activity. The transcript has 11 exons. Gene Ontology annotation, cellular component: endoplasmic reticulum.
UUAAUCUUCUUGCGCUGAGACGACUCCUUAGUAUUGCUGAGUUUCAGCUUUGGACGCUGAGAAUGACUGUUUUAGAUAUGAAUGGGGAUAUGCUUUUGUACGUCUUUGCUGGACUAGGAGUUUUCAGCUUCACGGUAGGAGCCGUCCAACUGGUUUGGAAUAUCUGGCGUGGAUUUCUUUCAUAUAUAAUGCCGUGGUUUUGGAAGACCGAUCUGAAGUCCUUUGGAGAGUGGGCAGUUGUAACAGGAGCUACAUCAGGAAUUGGAAAAGCCUAUGCACAUGAGUUGGCGAGACGUGGUCUGAAUGUCAUCUUAAUCAGCCGCUGUAUGGAAAGGCUGAAAAAUGUGGCUGCAGAAAUCGAAAAGCAACAUGGUCAAAAAACUCGCAUCAUUCAAGCAGACUUCACUGGAGGUUACUCCAUUUAUGAAGGCAUUGAAGAAAAGCUGAAAGGCCUAGAAAUUGGAAUUCUAGUCAACAAUGUUGGAAUGAUAUAUGCAGGUUAUUUUUGCCGGCUACUUGAUAUUAUAAACCCAGCAGAGAAAUUGAUUCAAGUGAUCAAUUGCAACAUCCUCUCCGUGACACAGAUGAGCAUAAUGCUUCUGCCAGAGAUGAUCAAAAGAAAAAAAGGGCUGAUCAUCAAUAUAUCCUCAGAAAUGGCAUCCCAUCCUCAUGCAAUGUCGAACAUCUACUCCUCAACAAAGGGUUUUAUUAACUAUUUUUCCAGAAGUCUACAUGCAGAAUACAAAGACAAAGGCAUCAUUGUUCAGUGUGUGAUGCCUUUGGUAGUUUCUACCAACAUGGCAUACAACCUGAACCCCAAUUUGUUGGUGAAGGAUCCAGAUAGCUAUGCUAAGGAGGCCCUCGGCACAGUGGGCUACAGCACCUUUACCAGCGGCUGCCUGUCCCAUGCUUUGCAGCAUUAUGCCUUGAAUUUUUUCCUGCCUGGCUGGUUCCGUCUCAGUAACCUUUCAAUACGUCAGCUGGAGAGAUUUGCAUCAAAAUAUCAAAAAAAGAAUAAAGAAGAAUGAAAAAGAAGAAUGAAAAUUUAAGUAUUGUCAUUCAGGCUCUGAGUAACAGAGGUGUCUGUGCUUAGUAGUUGUUUUCUGUGCAUUGUGUGCUUAAACACUACAUAAGAGAUAAAGAAUGUUAAAAAUCACUGCUAAAAUUGAGAUGUAAGUUAAAAUCUGCAUAGACUGAGUAUUAAAUGGUAUAAGAAAGUCCUCCAAACUCCUAUGAAUAGUGUUUAAAAAUAAUAGCUUUGUUUGCAGCAAUAGUUCCAUAAACUGUUUUGGACUUUGUUGUUUCAUUUUUGGUAAAUUCUUUUGUUAUGAAUGCUAUAUUAUUAUGGUGCUAUAUGCACCUUCGCCAACUCUACUCCCUGUAUCCUCACUAUUCCACUGACCUCCCUCUCAUUUACACAAAUGAAUUAUUAAGUUUUAAUUAGCUUAUGCUACCGAGAUCCUGAAGAGAUAAUACCAAAUCUGACUUUUUUUUUCUCUCAACAACAAGUCUUUUGUUCAGUAUCUUUUGCUAUAUCUCUGAAACCCUAACCCUGCCACCAGCAAAUAUGACAUACCCUAUUACAUGUAAUGUUGCAUUGGCUUAAAUUGACGAAAUGUGUGGAUGAGACUCGCAACUGCACUCGGCAAGUCUGACUUACUGUAUGCUAUGACUGGAGAUUGUAUAAUGUGACACUGGCUUAAAACCAUUUCCCCUUUGACUUGUCAACAGGCAUAUAAUUUCCUAGUUUGGACAAAAUUUAACAGUCAUGUGUGCAACUGUAUGAGUUGACCAUCAUCCCUGGCAAAAUUGACAUUUGCCAAAUUUAGUGUAUACAGUAUCUAAAAUUUUGUUUCUUUGCAGUUUAAAGUAAAUUUCCCCAUAUACAGUACCUGUAGAAUAAAGAGGUGUCUUGAGCCAUCUCCAAACCCAAAAUCAAUUGAGUGUCUGAAAUCCAAAAAAAAAAAA